This is a messenger RNA of Sphaerodactylus townsendi, 2548 nucleotides long. It is a transcript of the gene LG05H1orf116, whose product is annotated as linkage group 05 C1orf116 homolog. Lineage: Eukaryota; Metazoa; Chordata; Lepidosauria; Squamata; Sphaerodactylidae. Bases 159 to 1895 code for a protein of 578 amino acids. The transcript has 4 exons. The record is from RefSeq and is a predicted model, not a curated record.
UCCUGCUGAAAUCUUUGGGGUGUUAGAGAAUUAUAGAAAGGUUGUUGCUUUCCGGUGAAAAUAAGCCAUACAUAACUGAAGUUGUUACUUUGCUAAAGCCUCUUAGAUUAAAUGGAACUCCUGGAUCAUAUUUGAAGCUAUCUUGUCUGGCUUGUGAUAUGCCUAAGAAGGACCUGUGGGUAGGGACAACUGACCUCGAUCCCACAGCAGUUGUUGGCAGCGCAGACGGCUGUGACACUAUGAUAAGCAAUGACUCCAGCCAAUCUGAAAUGAGUGACAGUGGCUAUGACUAUCUAUCUGUGGAGGAGAAGGAAUGUCUAAUGUUUCUUCAAGAAACACUAGAUUUGCUGGAUGCUGAAGCAGACAGUGGGCUAUCUACGGAUGAGGCUGAGAUUGCUGAGCCUUCCAGGCAUCCACAGACAUGGCCUAAGAGAGACAAUCCCAAAGAACUGGACCAUGAAAAUCUUGGAAAGCAUCAAAAAAAUGAACAAAAGAGCAAAAAGAGUGUUUCACAUUCUGUUCCUAUUAUCACAAGUCCAGGCUAUCGCAGCCUUCCCAGGAAUGUUGGUGUGAUAAAGGACCCCCAAACAAACAAGAAUUCCUUCACAAAGACAACAGGCUCUAAUGACGAUGAUCUAAACACUCUUCCUCAGUUGCACUUGAGUUCAUGGAGGUCACAUAAUCUCGGGUAUGUGGACAUACCAAAUGACCAACCCAGCAUGAGUACACAGGUAAAGACCAUCAAUUUGGAGUCCGUGGUUAUUCCACCACCUGAGCCAUUUCAGGAUCAGCAAAAAAGCCAUUCCACAACAGGCCAGGAGUCACUACAAGAUUCCUGUAAGGAUCUUGCAAAAGGGGCACCUGAUCACUUUGAGGUUAAGAGAAAUACUAACAUAAUAGAGGGUUAUGAGGCUAAAGCUGCCCAGCAGCACUCUUCAUCAGGGAAGGUGGGACAGACAUUUGGAAAAGAAGCUGUUUUAAGACCACUGUCUCCUCAGCCAAAACAGAAUAUAAUUGAAAGCACCCAGGCCAAUUAUAAAAAACCUACAGUGGAAGAAUCUCCCCUGGAUUCCAGCUUCAAGCAAGGUCCUCCAACUGCACCGAAGCCCAGGAAGCUACCACCAAAUAUUAUCCUCAAAACCAGCAGAAGCAAUACUAUGUCACUCACUGUGGACUCCAGUCACAAGAUAAAAGUGCUUUCUCCAUCAAAUGGCAGACCCAGAGCAGCAACAGGUGAUUUUUCCACAGAAAAGGUACAUUCUCUCCAGAAACAGCAGGACCGAGCCAGGCGAGAGGCUCUUGAGAAACUGGGUCUCUCACAAGAUAAAGAUCUAGAAGAUGAUGGUGCCAAAAACUCUGCUCUCUCGAAAUCCAGAGAGAUUCCAAGGACUAGCAGCAGGGAGAAUGUAAAUAUCGAUAACGUUGCUGUGGAUAAGAAACCUGAACAGAAGCAUAACCAAAUUGGAGAGAAAGGCUUCCACCCUAUGGAGAUCAAUGUUCCAGGUAUCAAACAGGCACACUUUAAAUCCAACACACUGGAGCGAUCAGGAGUGGGCUUGAGCAGCUAUGUCUCUUCUGGCAGUGAGGAUAAGAAUAAUAAGAACAGUAGCUCACCUGGCAAAACCUCCCUUUUGGACAAGAUAGCUCCAAGUUUUCUCAGGAAUAACCGGCCACGUACAGUUUCCCUUGGCAUUGGGAGUGACUUCACUGAUCUAAAGGAGAACAGAAUACAGAAUUAUGAGUUGGAAAAUAGUGAUAAGCGAAGAUCUUACCCACUUCAGAACCCUGCAAAGCUUCCCAGGCCCCCAUGUGUCAGUGUAAAAAUUACACCUAAAGGGGCCACAGCUGAGGACCGAAAGGAGGCUCUGAAAAAACUCGGCCUGUUGAAAGAGUAAGACUAAUGACUAAUUGAACACAAAAUGGUGUUUUCGGACAGGUGGCUUAUUGCUAAAAACUGGACAAUCUGUAGUAUAAGCGUUGGUUUAGCAUGUAGGUAUGUCCAGUGGGUUAACCUGCGCUGGUCUCAACUGGCAGCAUGAGAACAGGCUUCUCAUUCACAUUUUUUCCUCUUUAUUUUGUUGGAGGUAAAUAUUUAGAUUAAUCUUUGCCCUACAUAGACAUUUGAUCACCUGUAUAAAAUCUCUGUAUGUAUUGUACAUAGUGUUUUAUGUGUUGUAUAUAGUUAUGACUCUUUCAAUGUAAUAAGUAGUUGUUAAACUUGAGGGGGGAAAUGUCAGAGGUAUAGGCUAAUAUUAUUAGAGCAAACCAUGGGCUCUUGGUAUAUACAGGGGCAUUUUGUUAAGAUGGUAGCUGUAUGGCUAGUACUUUUAUUUGAUCAAUAUGUGGAUUUUGAUUCUGCAUUUAAACAUCUGGGCCUGCUAAUUUGAUUUGGAGAUGCUGAAACCACCAUCAGCACCUGACUAGGUAAACCAUAGAUUGAAAAAUAUACGCUGUAUGAUUCUGUGCAUAAGUUUCUCAAAGACCCAAGUACUUGGUAGUUCACUUAGAAUGCAGAUUCUAGAUUUUAAAAUAAACAGUGAAACUGAAA